GCGCUCUGCCCGUCGACGUCUCCGCUCCCCCAAUCUCCCCCCUCCUUCCUUUCUGUCCUUCACCACCAUCCUCGCCGCGCACACCGCGCUCGACGUUCCACACGACUCCGCACGCACACGAAGCCGCCCCCGUCUACCUACACCGCCGGCUGGUAUAAUUUCUUCUCACACCGCCUCAACACCGUCGUCGCCCCUCAUGAUGACCUCGCGACGUUUUGCGCGCGGUCUCCUUUUUCUCUCAGUGACUGCCGUUCUCCUUUCAUCGGCGCAUGCACGCCCGGCCCUUGAAGUUGCCUUUCCAACGCCCACCCUUGCCCCCCAUGCAGUAGCCCGCCAACUCUUCCCAGGUUUCCCCGCGUCGUCCAAUACUGGGACUGACACUGCGGCAGCUACAGCGUCCGCCACUGGAACUGGAACCGGGACGGGGACUGGAACUGGCACGGGGACCGGAACGGGAACAGCCACUGCAACAGGGACUGGCACCGGUACUGGUACUGGAACGGACGCCAACGGCGGCGCCUCCGUCACCUCUGGGGGGACUGACAAUGUCACCCAACCGUCUGAUACCGCGGGGCAGCCUUCGAACACUUCGGCGGGGUCAGCUACCGAUGCGAGCGCGACUGCUAGCGAUACGGCCGCGUCGAACACCUCAGCCCCAACCCCUACUCCCACCCCCACCCCAACACCUACUCCCACUGUGAGCCAGUCUCUGUCAACAAAUGCAGAGGGCGAGGCGGUCACCGUCAUGGUCACCGUGACGCCGACGGUCAGCGGCAGCUCUGCGUCCGCGUCGAACACUGCGGGCACGGACCAAUCUGGCAACAAUACCAAGCCGAGUGAGGGUAUCAGCAAAUCGACCAUCAUCGGUCUCUCCGUCGCUGGAGGAGUGGCGCUGAUUGGCAUCAUUACCUUCGUCGUUUGGAAGUUCACCCGCAAACGGUUCACCGACGACGACUUCGACAACGAGGCAAUCAAGUGGCCCGAGCUGAACACCCAUGGCGAGGAGCCCUCGCACGCGCUCCCCACCAACAGGACAGGCGGUGCGGGCUUCGAGACAUCAUCCCAGGUCAACCUCACCCGCCCCGAUUCCCGGGCGGGCAGCAUCGCCCCUUCCGCGGCUGCUUCGACUGUUGACCUCUAUGCCUCCCGUGACCCGUACGCAGUGCCCCCGCUUCCCCACCUGAACCCGAACGCCACCCAACCCUACCGCGAUGACCCAAGCGGGGCUUACUACGACAACGACCCCUACGCAACUGCUCCUGCGUCCGAAGCGAUUCCGAUGACGCAAAUCAACCGCGGACGCUCCCCUGCUCCCCAGCUCGCAUACGGGUACGUUGACGGCCGGGCGAGUCCCGGGCCGCAGCAAGCUCUCGGCGUCGACCCACGGGUAAUGAGCCCAGGACCGGGCGCGCUCUAUGGCGGUCGUGCAUCACCAGGACCCCAGGCUGGGCGUAUGUCUCCAGGGCCACAAGCGGCCUACGGA
Molecule: messenger RNA, 1483 nt
Organism: Trametes versicolor FP-101664 SS1
Lineage: Eukaryota; Fungi; Basidiomycota; Agaricomycetes; Polyporales; Polyporaceae
Exons: 2
Source: RefSeq, a predicted model, not a curated record